Oikopleura dioica is the source of this 654-nucleotide messenger RNA. NCBI's taxonomy places the organism in Eukaryota, Metazoa, Chordata, Appendicularia, Copelata, Oikopleuridae. The record is from the annotation of a GenBank genome assembly.
AUGCACGUCAAAAAUGGUCUUCGUCAGAUAAAUCUCAAGUUUCAUUUUCAUUCAUCUUACGACGAGACGAUCAAUGGACUUCGAAUCAGAAGCCCUAAAAAGGGAGGUGGAUCAACUUGCUAUCUGUACAUUACAAACAGCAAUGGCUCGUCAAAAUUCCGAGCAAUCGCUGAAAAUAUCAGUCAAAAAACUGGAAAUGUAACAAACAAAACAGACGAGAUCUACAGCUCUGGCGGAAGCGAACAAUGCGUUUCAACUCCUUUUGUUGGACCUGCUGGAUUUAUAAGAUGGAACAUUCAGCUUUUUGCCAGAUUAGACAGCUCGAUUUCAAGCCUCGAAGCGGAAUUAAAAGAAGCGAGGACUUUCAACAAAGUUUAUUUUUGCAAUUCAGAUAGCUUGAAGGGACUCGGAUUUUAUUAUGGAAAGGAUGAUAAUGAUACAAGAGCGAAGCUAACUCAUAACACAACAGAUUCAAAUGGAAAAACGUUCAAGAACGUCAAAUUCUGCCAUUCGACGAUUGCUGAAAAAGUCAAGAAUGGCCUCCGACAGAUUAAUUUAAAAUUCCAUUUUAACGAGUCAUACGAUCGAACCUGCAAUGGACUGAGAAUAAGAUGCCCAAAAAUGCAGAUUCCUCAACUUAUUAUCUUUACAUAA